Didymella exigua CBS 183.55 is the source of this 4812-nucleotide messenger RNA. RefSeq lists its product as uncharacterized. Gene Ontology annotation, molecular function: phosphatidate phosphatase activity. Gene Ontology annotation, cellular component: actin cortical patch. The record is from RefSeq and is a predicted model, not a curated record. Lineage: Eukaryota; Fungi; Ascomycota; Dothideomycetes; Pleosporales; Didymellaceae. The annotation marks the transcript as partial. The transcript is spliced from 5 exons.
AUGGCUGUGUUCUUCGAGAUAUUCAGAAACAAAUGGAUCACGCCGCCACAGGAGACGACUGAGGACUACAGCGGCAGGGUCGUAAUUGUCACAGGAGCCACAUCUGGCAUGGGACCAGAAGCCGUGUAUAAGUUUGCAAAGCUGGGGGCUUCGAAAGUCAUCAUCGCCGCGCGUGACCUGAACAGGGGCGCGUCCACUAAGCACGAGCUUGGCAAAAGGCUCGGUCGUGAUGAUCAGCUGGAGGUGUGGGAGCUGGACAUGAUGUCCUACGACAGCGUCUGCGCGUUCGCAGGACGCGCGCACGAGCUUGAGCAUCUCGACGUUGCCAUUUUGAACGCGGGCACUCGCCGCUCGUCCUACCACACUAGCGAGCAGGGCUGGGAGGAGGGUCUGCAGGUCAACACGCUCUCCACCGUGCUUCUGGGUGUUUUGCUGCUGCCAAAGCUCAAGCACGCGAAGCGCUACACCGGCAAGACGCCGGUAUUGGAGUUUGUGAAUUCUGGUCUCCACCAAAGCGCACUUGUGCCGCCUGAGGUACGACAGCAAUCCAACGUCCUCGAGCACUACAACAGGCGCGAGAACUUCAAGGAAGGCAACCAGUACAAGUUCAGCAAAGCGUUCCUGAUGUAUGCUACGAACAGGCUCGCCAGCGAGGUAACCUCUGCAGACGUCAUCAUCACGUCCAUCUGCCCUGGUCUCGUCAGGAGCGACUUGGGGCGAGACCAUUACUUCCCGGGCGUCUACGUGCUGGCUGCUGUGCCCGUCUUUCUGUUCAUGAAGUCACCGUCGCAGGGAGCAGACGCCAUUCUGAGUGCAACGACGCAAGGCGAAGCGGUGCAUGGGAGGUUCUGCAAGGACGACAGGAUCAUGCCCGUGCCACGUGCAGUUGCAGGCAGUGAGAUGCAUGAGCUGGCCUCGACAAUCUGGGACGAGAUUGUAGAGUCGCUGACGCAGGACGUGCCAGCAUUUGCAAAGCACCUCGACGCGGCGCUAUCGCCCUUUGGCCGCAAGCCGCCGUCCGCCCAAGCCGCCUCCCUCCUGCGGCUGAUCUUCCCACACACUCGCGCACGCGCACGCGCACGCGUACGCGCCGCCGUCUCCAGGCUCCGGCCGUCGAGCCUCGUCCGCCGGGCCCUCGAACAUGAGGCGCAGCUGAGGCGCAGGACCCCCGCAACGAGCACCGAAGACGGCCACGGCAGCGGCAUGAGUAGCUAUGCGAGCGGCGAGGCGGGCGGGCGGCGACGCAGGCUGGCCGGCUACCUCAAGGCAGCGAACGAGCUGCGACAGACGUACACGCAGCAGUAUGCGCCGGGCUGGAGCAGCCGCGAGGCCCACUACGACUACGAGGACGACGCCCCGGGCAGCUUCCCCGACGCCGCCAUUGUGCGCAGCGGCGACGAGGAGAUGAUCCUGUUCCCCAGCUACGCCCGCAGGCACAUCAAGCGCACACCCGACGCCGCGUCGGGCGCCGUCCAGGAGGCCGCGGGCGACGGGCGCGACUCGACGACCGCGGGCGACGCCGACUUCUGGAAGCAGCAGUGGGACAGUCACGAGGACGAUAACGCCGUCGUCGACGUCGACGUGCGCGGCUGGAUCUACUCGCCGCACCGCGGCCAGAUGAGCCGGAAGCAGCGGCUGUUCAUCGGCCUGGCCCGCCAGCUCGUCGGCGUGUCGGCGCCGCCUGCUGCUGCUGCUGGGUCCGCCUCCAACUCGUCCGCGAAUAGCCGCGACCCCAGCCCCAGCCACGUCGGCUUCCGCGAGCGGGCGCACAUGCGCCAGUCCCAGCGCGACGAGGACCUGGCCGGCCGCGAGGCAGAGGCCAUUCUGAGGAAGGGCGAGCGCGAGGCCGCCGCCGCUGCAAAGGGCGCCUACAGCGAGAGGCCGAGCCGCAGCAACGGCGACGACACGCAGCUGUACCGCGCCCAGAGCGGCGAGAGCGUGCGCACCGCCGGCAGCGCCCGGACCCACCAGCUCGCGCACAGCCAGUCCAAGGACUCUCUCCAGAGCGACGACGAGCACAGCACCCCGCUGCAGAGGAGAGCGUCGUGGAACCAGCCGGCGGACAUGAGCCCCGCCGAGCUGGCAGAGGCGAACAGCCGUCUGAUGGCCCGGUUGCGGCACUUCCUCGCAAUGCCCAUGGCCAACACGCCAAUCAGCGUCUUCUUCUACAACGACAACAUCUCCAAGCAGCGGACCAUCUACACCAACGCUGCCGGCCACUUCAGCAUGACGGCCGCGCUGGACUUUGUCCCUACGCACGUGCGCAUCUUGGCCUCGGAGCAGCUGUCGGCCACGGAAGAGGUCAUCAUCACCGACUCCAAGGGCAUCAGCGUCAUCAGUGACAUUGACGACACCAUCAAGCACUCGGCCAUCAGCAGCGGUGCGCGAGAGAUUUUCCGCAACGUCUUCAUACGUGAUCUGAGCGACCUGACCAUCGAUGGGGUCAGGGAGUGGUACAACGGCAUGUCCCAAAUGGGCGUCAAAUUCCACUACGUUUCCAACUCGCCGUGGCAGCUGUACCCUGUCAUCUCAACCUACUUCAGCAUGGCUGGCCUGCCACCCGGCUCCUUCCACCUCAAGCAGUACAGUGGCAUGAUGCAGGGCAUCUUCGAACCUGUUGCGGAGAGGAAGAAGGUCACCCUGGACAAGAUCUCUCGAGACUUUCCCGAGAGGCGGUUCAUCCUCAUUGGCGAUAGCGGAGAGGCGGAUCUGGAGGUGUACACGGAUUUCGUCCUCGAAAACCCAGGACGUGUUGCCGCCGUCUUCAUCCGGGACGUGACAACCACCGAGACUGGCGGAUUCUUCGACCCCUCCGUCGGGUCCAUGUCAGGCUCAUCGUCACCCCGACGCGGCGGUGGCUCCAACGCCUCAGACGUCGCGAGCCCAGCGAGCGCAACGCGUGCGCUGUCCGAGGAGCACGACCCUGAGCUCAGAGCUGCGAUUGCGGCUUCUCUACGCGCAUUCGAGGAAGAGGACAAGAAGCGGCUCCAUCCUCGAUUGCCCGAGCACGACCAGGAUCGCUUCAGCAACAGACCUGGUAUGCCGGCGCGGCACGCAGUCCAGACGGCCAAGGCUGAGCCAGUAGCCAAUUUGAUUGACCUCUCUUCUUCAGACGAUGAGGGGCCCGAGACGAUCCCGUCAAUGCGACGCGCCAACACAGAUACCGAAGCCUUCAGCGGCCCAACACGGACGUCGACGGGCUCGAGCCUGGGCAAAGCGGCUCCUCCGCCACCGACGAAGCCUGCUGCACUGCGGAUUUCAUCAAACGACAGCCUAUACGCGUCGCCCUCGCCGUCUACGUCGAAAGCACCGCCACCGCCAAAACCUCGCCGGCCGUCCACUACGAUCCGCCUGGUGGGCCAGCCCAGUCCCCUCUCUCAACCCAGCAACGCACCUACCUCGCCACCAUCAAAUCGCUCUGCACCGCCAUCAAACCACCCUGCACCGCCAUCAAACCACCCUGCACCGCCAUCAAACCGCCCUGCACCGCCAUCAAACCGACCUGCACCGCCAUCAAACCGCCCUGCACCACCGCAACCCAACUACAGCACCAAACCCCAGUACGACCACAGCAACCAGAGCUACGCCGGCAUGGCCCGCGACAAGCUCUACUCCGUCUACAACAGCCUGCCAGCGUGGUCCUCCGACGACCAGCCCGCCUCAGACAACGCCAGCAUUCGCUCAGGCUCAGACGGCGACAGCGCUCGCAAGACCGCUCCCCCACCGCCGCCGCCGCCCCGCCGCAACCCCGCGGGCGCAGCUGCAUCCUACGUAGGCGGCAAAGCCUCCUCGGCAUGGCAACACGCGCCCUCGCUCCCGCACCGCCCGCAGAUCACCUCGACGCAGACCUCGGCCCCGUUCUCCACGACCGCGCAGCGCGAGAAGCUGAAUCGCUCGAGCACAGGCAGCACGCUCGGUCUCAACGGCGGCGGCCAGGGCCAGACGGCCGACGGCCAGUAUGUCAACAAGAGGGAGGCGCUGUGGCGGCAGCGGUGGGCGCGGGCGGAGCAGAUCCUCUCCGAGCAGGGCGUUGUGCUGAGGAGUUGGAGGGUGGGUACUGAUUUGGCGGCCGAGGCGGAGAAGAUCGUCAAGGCGAACGAGAGGGAGAAUCGCAUUGGAAACAAGAACGGCGCGCGGGCGAGCGUCAAUGAGCGCAGCGGGGGGGAGGGGAGUCUGAGGCGCAAACCGGGGACCACUGCAUUUGGGUCUCAUCGCCAAUCCUACUUUCGUCGCACACUCACAAUUGCAACAAUGCCUUCGUCCAAAGGAAAGCCAACAGAUCCUAAGCUUCGCGAGAAGGUCAAGGAGGAGGUGAAGCAGAAGCCCAACAAGGACGGCAGCGGCAAGGGCCAGAUGGCUGCAUGGAAAGCCGCCGAGAUCUCCAAGGAGUAUGAGAAGCAGGGAGGUGGCUACGAGAAUGAAGCUGGCAGCAAGAACGAGCCUAAGAAGGGCGCACCAGAGGCCAAGUCUGACAGCAAGAAGAAGACCGAGGAGAAGAAGGCAGACAAGUCGGAGUCUAAAGACGAAGAGGAGGAGGACGAUGUCGAGGAGGAGCAGGACGCUCCCGCAAGCGCACAGAAGCCUAAAGCCAACCAAGGAAAGAAGGCCGACAAGAAGGAUGACGGCGAAGAGAAGGCCGAUUCUAAGAAGAAGGCCGCACCAAAGAAGGCGGCUGCGCCAAAGAAGGAAAAGAAGGAGCCCCAGGAGGGCACCAGACGAAGCAGCCGAACCGCGGCAAAGAGGAACUCGCCCGUCAAGGAGGUCGACACCGACGCCGACCUAGACUCAGAUGAGGCACCGAAGAAGAAGAAG